This is a messenger RNA of Drosophila kikkawai, 3488 nucleotides long. It is a transcript of the gene GlyT, whose product is annotated as Glycine transporter. Gene Ontology annotation, cellular component: plasma membrane. Lineage: Eukaryota; Metazoa; Arthropoda; Insecta; Diptera; Drosophilidae. Gene Ontology annotation, molecular function: L-amino acid transmembrane transporter activity. Gene Ontology annotation, biological process: sodium ion transmembrane transport. The record is from RefSeq and is a predicted model, not a curated record.
CGCAUUCCCCACUGACCUGCCACCAGCAACCAUGGGGCAGAGCAGCAAGUCAGGAGCUGGCGGCGGAGGUGGAGGUGGUGGCGUGGUUUGCCCUUCGACGGCGAUCAGUAUCGGUGGCUGUGCCUCCGGAACGGCUUUAAUUUCACUAGAUGCCACUGGACCAGGUGGAGGCGGCGAGACGGAGCACGAACGUGGAACCUGGACGGGACGAUUUGAUUUCCUGCUGUCACUGCUGGGCUAUUCAGUGGGUCUGGGCAAUGUUUGGCGGUUUCCCUAUCUUUGCUACAAUAAUGGAGGAGGUGCUUUCCUCAUACCCUUCACCAUCAUGCUGGUAAUUGCCGGCCUUCCCUUGAUGUUCAUGGAGCUGUCUUUUGGCCAGUAUGCUGCCCUGGGCCCGGUGGCCGUUUUCCGCAGGUUCUGCCCCCUGUUCCGCGGAUUGGGAACCGGCAUGAUCCUCGUCUCGGCCAUCGUCAUGCUCUACUACAACCUGAUCAUCGCCUGGACCAUCUUCUACAUGUUCGCCUCGUUUGCCACCAAGCUGCCGUGGCAAAACUGUGAGCCCGCCUGGAGCACCAAGUAUUGCUUCUCCUACGCCCAGGCGGAUCAGUGCGAGGCCACCAAUGGCACCUACUACCUGCGCACCUGCCACAAUGCCACCUCUGCGGCGGAGAACAACAUCACGGCCCUGGCCCUUACAGCUCUAAAGCGUCCGCCAGCCGAGGAAUACUUCAACAACUUUGUACUGGGCCUGUCCAAGGGCAUCGAGGAGACGGGCAGCAUUAAGCUGUCACUGGCCGCCUGCCUUUUCCUGGCCUGGGCGAUUGUCUUCCUCUGCCUGUGCAAGGGUGUUCAAUCCUCCGGCAAGGUGGUCUACUUUACAGCCCUAUUCCCCUACGUUGUCCUUGUAAUACUCUUCGUUCGUGGUGUAACGCUCCCGGGCGCCAGCACGGGUAUUAUCUUCUACCUGACGCCCGACUGGAAGCAGUUGGCUAAUGCUCAGGUGUGGGGCGAUGCAGCUGUUCAGAUAUUCUUUGCCUUGAGCCCGGCUUGGGGAGGUUUAAUCACGCUCUCCUCCUACAACAAGUUCUCCAACAAUUGCUACAAGGACUCACUGAUUGUGGCCUUCUGCAACAUUGCCACCUCGUUCUUUGCCGGUCUGGUGAUCUUCUCGAUCAUCGGCUUCCUGGCCCAUGAGCUUAAUGUGGACGUGGAGAAGGUGGUGGACCAGGGUGCUGGCCUGGCCUUUAUUGUCUAUCCGGAGGUGGUCACUCGGCUGCCCAUUUCUCCCGUCUGGGCUGUGCUGUUCUUCGUGAUGCUGCUCACCCUGGGCCUGGACUCGCAGUUUGCUCUGAUGGAGACCGUAACCACUGCCAUAUUGGAUAGGUUCCCCAAUCUGAGGCAGUACAAGAUUUGGGUUGUCCUCUCGGUGGCCAUUUUCGGUUACAUUGGCGGCCUGGGCUUCACCACAAAUAGCGGCAUGUACUGGCUUCAGUUGAUGGACAAAUAUGCUGCCAAUUGGUCGGUUCUGCUGAUUGCCAUUUCGGAGUGCAUCCUGAUUGCCUGGAUCUAUGGAUCGCAGCGGUUCCUCAACGACAUUCAGGGAAUGAUUGGCAAGCGAUCUUGGUUCUGGAACUUCUUCUGGGGCAUCAUGUGGCGUUACAUUACACCAGCUACACUUCUGUUCAUUCUCUUCUUCAACUGGGUGGAGUACAAGCCGGCCAAGUAUGGACACUAUGUGUACCCUCUGUGGGCCGACACUGUGGGCUGGAUCAUUGGCCUGCUGCCCGUCCUGGUUAUAUUCCUCGUUGCCUUUCACGAGAUCUGGCAGGCGCCGAAGAAUCUCAGCUUCCGGGAGCGUAUCAAGUACCUGCUGAAACCCACCGCCGAGUGGGGGCCAGCGGGAAGGCCCUGCGUCAACCUGCACGCCGAGCGAUACCAGAGCCAGAACUACGACGGUGUGACCAACAACCAGAUCCUCAUCGAGCACGAUCCCCCGCCCAAGCAAAAGGAGGCCAGCAAGAAGGAGAGCAAGUUGACCAUUGAUGUGGACGUAGAUGUUGAGUGCCUGCCACUGGCCACAGUGGGCAAGCGACCGGGUCCGGCCAUGGCCAAGGCGAUGGGCAAGCAAAUCAGCAGUGGCAGCCUGCAGACGAAUACCAAGAACGGCACCCACAAGUCCCCCACCGAAAUCAGUCCCAGCAAGCAGCCACUGAUUCCAAACGAAAAGGAGGCUAAGCCGGCAGCCAAAAAGGAGGCAGAGGUGACCACUAAGGUCCUAGCAGCAGGAACCCAGAGCAGCGGACGUGAGUGCACUGCCAUGUCCACGUUUGCGGGCGGCGGAGAGAAGAAUCAGAAUCCCAUGAAAGUCAAUUCGCCGGCAAAAGCCACGACGGCGACACCAGCAAAACCAACAUCUGAAGCUGCUCCGGCCAAGAAGCCAUCGACCGCCGGGGUUGCCACUGCCACUUUGGUUACCAUUGCGCCAGGUCCAACUCCUGCAGGAGCUGGAGCCAAGGGCAAGGCAACAGUUUCAAGUGGUGCCUCCAACGGCAAAGCCCCGCCGCCACUGGCCCAUGCUGCAGCACUACUCAAGGAUACAAUUACGCCAAUCAAACCGACAAUAUCGGCAGCAGCGACAACAGCAACAGUUGGCGUUGCAGCUGGGGCCAAGCCGACUGUUAGCAUUGCUGCCAAUAAAGACACGACGUCCGCAAACACAGCCCCGGCGAAAAUGUCACCAGCCACAAAAAUCACACCAGCCGUCAAGAACAUACCGGCAGCUGCUCCGACUAAAGUAAAUGUUGACGCUGGCACAAAGCCAACUGUUCCGCUUUCCACGUUCAAGUCAGAAGGAAAGCCAGAGGCAACAUUCGUGGCCAAAGCAGCAACAGUUAGUGUAAGUGUGACAAACGGCAAAGCAAGUGCCAGUGCAGCAGAGAUGCAGGCUGUAACUAUCACAGCAGUCAAACCUCCGGCAGCGAGUGUGGCCAAUGGAGCAGCAAAGCCACAGCCAGCAACAGUUGCAGCCACAUCUUCAAAACCUCCAGCAAAAGCCACGCCGCCUUCAGUGACAGCCACGACCAGUGGCAAGACAGUGGCUGGUUCAGCAUCUGCGGAUAAAGGUGCAGCUAGCAGCAGCAACAUUUCGGCCAAAACGGCGAAAGCUGGCAAAACAAAACCCGGCGAAAUCAGCCCAACCAAGGCGGCAGUAAAGUCACCAGCCAACAAGGCCGGAGGAACAACAAGCCCCACAAAAGCAGCUGCCACCAGCAAGUCAAUAGGCGCCUCUGCAGCUCCAGCUAGUCUGGGAAAGACCGCAGCCAAGACAGCAGCAGCAACUCCUCCAGCGACUCCGGCAUCGGGCAAGAAAGCAGCAGCCAGCUCCUCGAAGACAACAGCAACAUCCGGCGGCAGUCAGGCCAAAACGAAAGCCAAUUCAUCGGCGGCAACUAAGAAGUAAUAGGCCCUAAAUUAAGGUUGGUCGUAGU